AUGGCGACGACGACCUUAAAGGUCGAGGGAAUGACGUGCGGCGCAUGCACAUCAGCAGUCGAGGCGGGCUUCAAGGGCGUCGAUGGCGUCGGCAGUGUCUCAGUCAGCUUGGUGAUGGAACGCGCCGUGGUGAUGCACGACCCCAACAAGAUUUCUGCCGACAGGAUACGCGAGAUCAUCGAAGACCGCGGUUUCGACGCCGAGGUCUUGUCGACCGACCUCCCCUCUCCCGCGAUGCCGCGCCAGUCGUUCGGCGCCUUCCCGACAACUGAUAACGAGCCCAAUACGCUUGUAACGACAGUCUCGAUCAAGGGUAUGACUUGCGGUGCGUGUACUUCAGCCGUGGAGGGAGGGUUUAAGGAUGUUUCGGGGGUCAAGCAUUUUAGCAUAUCCUUGCUGUCGGAGAGGGCGGUUAUUGAACACGAUCCGAAGCUCCUGACCCCUCAGGCGAUAUGUGAAAUCAUCGAGGAGCGGGGAUUCGAUGCCGAGAUCGUCGAAAGCACAGCAAAGUCCUCCGAAGCCGGGGCUAAUGCUGCAGAUGGAGCGCAGAUUGGGACCAUGGCAGCCACCACGACCGUGGCCAUCGAGGGAAUGACAUGCGGGGCAUGCACCUCGGCGGUCGAGGAGGGCUUCAAGAAGGUGGACGGCAUGCUGCGCUUCAACAUCAGCCUCCUCGCGGAACGGGCCGUCAUUACUCAUGAUCCGGCGAAGCUCUCAGCAGAAAAGAUUGUCGAGAUCAUUGAGGAUAGAGGUUUCGAUGCCAAGAUCCUGUCUACGACCUUCGAGUCUGCCGGCAUUACGAGCGGGUCUUCGACAGCCCAGUUCAAGAUUUAUGGAAAUCUUGAUGCGGCUACGGCAACGGCAUUGGAGGAGAAGAUUAUGGAGCUUCCUGGUGUGACCAGUGCAAGGCUGGCUCUCAGCUCAUCUCGGCUGACGGUCGUCCACAAGCCCCAUGUGACGGGUCUGAGAGCCAUUGUCGAGGCCGUGGAGAGCGCUGGGUACAAUGCCCUGGUUGCAGACAACGAGGACAACACAGCCCAGAUCGAGUCUCUGGCCAAGACUCGGGAGAGCAACGAAUGGCGACAAGCGUUCAAGAUCUCUCUUGCUUUCGCGGUCCCCGUCUUUCUCAUCAGUAUGGUCUUCCCCAUGUGCCUGCGCGCGCUAGAUUUUGGAUCUGUCAGACUCAUGCCCGGGUUGUACCUCGGCGACGUUAUUUGCUUGUUUCUUACGAUACCCGUACAGUUCGGCAUUGGAAAGAGAUUUUACAAGUCUGCGUGGAAAUCCGUUAAGCACGGGUCUCCGACCAUGGAUGUCCUUGUCGUUCUGGGCACGUCCUGCGCUUUCUUCUUCAGCGUCUUCGCCAUGGCUGUGUCUCUACUUUUCCCCCCUCAUACGAGGCCGAGCACGCUCUUCGACACGAGCACGAUGCUUAUUACGUUCAUCUCACUGGGCCGUUUCCUCGAGAACCGCGCAAAGGGCCAGACAUCCAAGGCGCUCUCCCGUCUGAUGUCGCUGGCUCCGUCCAUGGCGACCAUUUAUGCGGAUCCCAUUGCUGCUGAGAAGGCUGCUGAAGCAUGGAACAGCGAUGCCAAGGAUGAGGCGAAGCAGCCUUUGGACGGCAAUGCCAUGGAAGAGAAGGUCAUCCCGACCGAGCUCAUUCAGGUCGGCGACAUCGUGAUUCUUCGACCGGGAGACAAGAUCCCGGCAGACGGUGUUGUGGUCAGGGGAGAGACCUACGUGGACGAGAGCAUGGUUACCGGAGAGGCGAUGCCGGUUCAAAAGAGCAAGGGCAGUCUCGUCAUCGGCGGCACGGUCAACGGCCAUGGAAGAGUCGAUUUCCGUGUCACUCGUGCCGGCCGUGAUACCCAGCUCAGCCAGAUCGUCAAGCUCGUGCAGGAUGCGCAGACGAAUCGUGCUCCUAUCCAGCGUUUGGCUGAUACUCUGGCUGGCUAUUUCGUGCCUACCAUUUUGACGCUUGGCUUGCUUACGUUCCUCGUCUGGAUGGUCCUCAGCCAUGUGCUUCCCAACCCCCCUGAGAUCUUCCUCAAGGAGACCAGCGGCGGCAAGCUUAUGGUGUGCAUCAAGCUCUGCAUUUCUGUCAUCGUCUUUGCCUGCCCCUGUGCUCUCGGCCUGGCUACUCCUACCGCUGUCAUGGUCGGAACGGGUGUUGGCGCUGAGAACGGCAUUCUGGUCAAGGGCGGCGCAGUCUUGGAGACGACCACCAAGAUCACCCAUGUUGUCUUCGACAAGACUGGAACCAUUACGUAUGGCAAGAUGAGCGUGGCCAAGGCCAACAUCCCAUCUCCCUGGAAGGACACCGACUGGCGCCGUCGCCUCUGGUGGACCAUCGUUGGCCUCGCCGAAAUGGGCAGCGAGCACCCCAUCGGCAAAGCCGUCCUCAACGCCGCCAAGUCCGAACUAGGCCUAGGCCCCGAAGGCACCAUCGACGGCAGCAUCGGCGACUUUUCCGCCGUCGUCGGCAAGGGUGUCAGCGCCCAUGUGGAACCCGCCACCUCGGCCGAACGCACCCGCUACAAAGUCCUCAUCGGCAACAUCCCCUUCCUCCAAAAAAACGGUGUCAGCGUGCCAGAGCCUGCAAUCGAAAUUUCUGAAAAGGCCGACGCAACACAAUCGGAUCCCAAGCUCAAUGCUGGCAUCACAAACAUAUUCGUUGCCAUCAACGGCAUCUAUGCCGGCCACCUCUGUCUGUCUGACACCAUCAAAUCCGGCGCAGCCGCCGCUAUUGCAGUCCUCCACCGCAUGGGCGUCAAAACGGCCAUGGUCACCGGCGACCAGCGCGGAACGGCAGUGGCUGUCGCUUCCGCAGUGGGGAUUGACCCAGCCGACGUCCACGCUGGUGUGUCACCCGACCAGAAACAGGCCAUCAUCCGCCGCCUGCAGCAAGAACAUGGUGCAAUCGUUGCCAUGGUCGGCGAUGGCAUUAACGACUCCCCCGCGCUGGCCACCGCCGACGUGGGCAUCGCAAUGUCAAGUGGCACGGACGUGGCGAUGGAGGCCGCGGACGUGGUGCUUAUGCGUCCCGACCAUCUCAUGGAUGUUGCUGCAGCCCUCCACCUAGCACGGACGAUCUUCCGCAGGAUCAAGAUGAACCUUGCCUGGGCGUGCAUGUACAACGCUGUUGGGUUACCGUUCGCAAUGGGGGUUUUCUUGCCCCUAGGAUGGCACAUGCAUCCCAUGAUGGCAGGCGCGGCGAUGGCGGCAAGUAGUGUGGAUGGUGGAGGCAGAGGAGAGGGGGUCGUGGUGAAGGGGGAGGGUUGGUUCGCUGGGUGGAGGGAGAUGUUUGAGAGGGUGAUGGGACGGAGGAAGAGGGAGGAGGGCGCUGUUUCACACAGCCUUGACUCCUCGAGACAUCAUCCCAUCUCACCCAUCAAUAUCACCACCAUGAUCCAAGGCAUCUUCUACGCCCAAUUCUUCCCCAAUGCGGGUACAAAAAUCGUAGCCCAAUCCCCCCCAGGCUGCAUCGUUCCCUCCGAAGGAAGCACCAAGCCCACGCUCUUCAACUUCGACGUCCUUGCCGAGUAUAUCAUCCCGCGCAAUCCCUUCUGCAACCGAUAUAUCACAGUCGACGACCCCGAGGGCAAGUACACUGUUCUCAGCUACCCGGUGUCAAUCUCAAACUCGAAGUACUGUCGGAACACGUUUUAUUUUAAUUUUGGGAUUGUAGUGGAGAGCGAUGUCGACCAGGCGCCGUAUGAGAAUGUGGUAAGGAGGAUUGCGGCUACGUUUGCGGAGAUGGAGAAGCAGAGUGGGUAUUUGAGUCAGGAUUUGGAGAGGGAUGAGAAGGGGAAUGAAAAGGGGGAGGGGGAUGAGAAGGGGAAUGAAAAGGAGGAGAGGGAUGAGAAGGGGGAUAAAAGAGGGAGGGGAUGA
Molecule: messenger RNA, 3888 nt
Organism: Thermochaetoides thermophila DSM 1495
Lineage: Eukaryota; Fungi; Ascomycota; Sordariomycetes; Sordariales; Chaetomiaceae
Exons: 5
Coding region: 1-3888 (1295 amino acids)
Biological process (GO): copper ion homeostasis; monoatomic cation transport
Cellular component (GO): membrane
Molecular function (GO): copper ion binding; ATP binding; P-type divalent copper transporter activity
Source: RefSeq, a predicted model, not a curated record